AGUUCCCGGACACCUCGGCUCCUCCGCGGUCAGUUCUCCUCCUGAUGUUCCCGCUGGUUCCUCCGGUGCUUCCUCCGCAGGCUCCUCCAACCUCCCCGGCUCCGGUCCACCCUCAGUCCCACAGACCCUCCGCUGCCUCCCGCUUCAGCCCGAACAGCGAGCCGGAGGUCGGAGCUCCGGCCCGGGUCCAGACGGUGAGCGGGGCUAGCUGCGAGGCUAGACGUUAGCCGAGCAGGCAGCGGGGCGAAGGCUCGGUCCGGACGGCCGGCACAGCGAGCGCAGCAUGGCCGGAGGGAACCACAACACGGCCAGGGAGGAGAAGGCGACGAGCCGGGGUCAGAGCGAAGCCAACAGGAGGUUGAAGUACAUCAGUCUGGCCGUCCUCGUGGUCCAGAAUGCGUCUCUCAUCCUCAGCAUCCGAUACGUCCGCACGUUGCCCGGCGACCGCUUCUUCACCACGUCGGCCGUCGUCAUGGCGGAGGUCCUGAAGGUCCUGACCUGUCUGCUCAUCAUCCUGCUGCAGAGGAGAUUUAAUGUGAAGGACACCGUCUACUUCCUGGUCGACUCCAUCAUGUUUCAGUACAAAGACACCUUAAAACUGGCCGUUCCUUCUCUGAUCUACACGCUGCAGAACAACCUGCAGUACGUCGCCAUCUCCAACCUGCCGGCCGCCACCUUCCAGGUGACCUACCAGCUGAAGAUCCUCACCACGGCUCUGUUCAGCGUCUUGAUGCUCAGGAAGUCUCUGUCCAGAGUUCAGUGGGUUUCUCUGCUGCUGCUGUUCGCCGGCGUCGCCAUCGUCCAGGUGCAGCAGGAGGGGAACAAGGAGGCGUCUGUGUCGGGCGGCUCUAACCAGAACUACACCGUGGGGCUGGUUGCCGUGGUGAUCAGCUGCCUGUCGUCGGGCUUCGCCGGCGUUUACUUCGAGAAGAUCCUGAAGGGCAGCUCGGCCUCGGUGUGGGUGAGGAACGUGCAGCUGGGGAUCUUCGGCACGGCGCUCGGCAUGCUGGGACUGUGGUGGAACGACGGCGCCGCCAUCGCCCGCCGCGGCUUCCUGUUCGGCUACACCGACAUGGUCUGGGCCGUCAUCUUCAACCAGGCCUUCGGCGGCCUGCUGGUCGCCGUGGUGGUCAAAUACGCCGACAACAUCCUGAAGGGCUUCGCCACCUCCUUCUCCAUCGUCGUCUCCACGGUGAUGUCCGUCUACCUGUUCGGCUUCCACGUGGACCUGCUGUUCACGGCAGGGGCGGGGCUUGUCAUCGGCGCCGUCUACAUGUACAGCCUCCCCAAAGCCACCGCCUCCUCCUCCUCUUCCUCCUCCUCCUCUUCCUCGGCGGCGGCUCCGAGGACGGACGGCCCUGAGCUGGAGGCCUUCCUGCCAAAAGCUGAACCUCCUUCAGACUAACAGCUCAAAGCACAACGGCAGCAGCAGGACGAAGAUGAUGAUGAUGAAGGAGCUGCAGCACCUCAGAGACUCUGACCUCCGUCUGUCUGUCUGUUCCCUCUCUGCCUUAAAACUCUUUCAGAGAAACGCCUUACGCUCAAAUCUAGAUCAUUUAUCGAUUAUUGAUUAUCGUUGUUACAGCCGGAGGAGAAUCUCAACUGGAUGUGAAACGGAUGUUUUCACUCUGCAGCCUCCAGAGCACUCACGAUUCCACCUUAAAUAUCAACUACUUCCUCCUGAAACAGGACUGUGAAAGGAUCUAAGGAGGCCCAGAGCAGCCAACAUUAAAUCCUUCUUUUAAAAAAAACAAAAAAAACAAAAAAAACGUAAACUAAAUGCAUUUUUCUAAAUAUAGAAAUGGCACAAUUUAUUAUGUUAAGAAAUUAUUACCACAAAAAAUAUAUGAAGUGAAAAUAAACAUUUUCCAAAGAAGGUGACAUUAUAGAAUAAAGGAGACUAUAAGAAAUAUUCAGUAAAUUAAAAAAAAGUCAAUUUCAACGUACCACAAAAAUAAGCAUUAUUAAAUAUAAAUUCACAUUUUAAAACAGGUGAAAUUAAAUCAUUUAAAGUGCAAAUAUUCAACAAUUAUUGUUUGAAAGAAAUAAAAUGAAAUCAUAAGAAACUGAACUUUUUACACAAUAUAUAAAUUAUAUAUUUUGCUGAUUACAAAAAUCUCAAAAUAUAGCAUUAAUAAAUAUAAACUAAGUGAAUUAAAAAAUGUCAUUAUGAAAUAAAAAUGUUUAAAAAAAAGAAAAUUUGGUGUUCAAUAUCACUGCAACCUCCAAAACACUCACAACAACCAGUUCCACCUUAAAUAUCAACCAGUUCCAUCUUAAACAGGACUGUGAAGAAGUUACGGAGGCCCAGAGCAGCCAACGUUAAAUCUUUUUUUUUUUUUUUUUUUAAAAACUUUUUCGUUUUUUAAAGCAUUUUGAAGAAUAGAAAAAAAAAAUUAAUUCAAUAAGUUAAGAAAUUAUUGCCACAAAACAAUUAACAAAAAAGUUGACAUAUAUUAAAAGCGACUAUGUUUAAUAAAUAUUUAAUACAUUUAAAAAAGAGAAUAAUAAAAUCCAUUUCAACGUACCACAAAAAGGGACAUUAUUCAAUAUAAAUUCACUUUUUGGGUGAAAUUACAUAAUGUGCAAAUAUUCAAAUUUUUUUUGGGAAAGAAAAGAAUCGUAAAAACCAGAACUUUUUACACAAUAUGCAAAUUAUGUAAUUUGGUGAUUUAAAAAAAUCACAAAAAUUAGCAUUAAUAAAUGUAAAAAAAAUUGAAAGUGUAAUUAUGAAAUAAAAAUGACAAAAGGAAAUUUGAAAUGAAAAUGAUUUUAUAUAAAUUAAUAAAUUAUAAAAAUAGUUGUGAUGAAUAAUAACAAAUAAAUGCAAUUAAUAUAUUUCAUAAUUUCUUUCUUUUUAAUUAAGUUACAUUUGAACACUCUGGGCCUCCGUAGUUCCGUUUAUCAAACCACUAAUAUCAGAUUUAUUUAUUUAAUCACUUGUAGAGACAGUUUUUUAAAUCUCUCAAAAUCGACAUAUUUAACGUAACCGGAGACGAAUAUCAAUCGAGUUUCUGGUUUGAAUUUUCCAGUUAAAACGGUUAAAAUAUGUGGAAUAAAAUCAAACACCUGAACUGUUACAGCUGUAGUUUAUUCUGAAAGGAUCUUUACCUCUUUAAAGUGAUGUUUCUGGUUUUCUGCUGCACAGUGAAAACAGCUUAAAAGUGGUUUUGGUUUUCCAGCUGGUGUUUGUGUUCGGUGCCUUUUCCCUCUCAUCUGUACAGAAGCCAUACGAUUGUUGGUUUAAACAAAUGAACCCAAACUUCACGUUUCUCUUCUCGCCAAAAACCGUUUGGCUGCCGGCGUCUGGUUGGAAACUGUCCGGCGGCGGUGUCCUGAAUGUCUCCAUCGAAGGGAAGGAAGCCGUGUUUCACGUGUUGCUGCUUCUUAGUGUUUACGUUGUGUCGCUUUGGGAGGAAAGUUUUUUUGUCUCCUGGUUUCCUUUGUCGCCGUUAGAGCUGCAGCUAACUGCUAACCGCUAAUUUACUGUCGAUUAUGUUCGGGGUUAAUCGUUAGUUUGUUUGGUCUCUAAAAUGGUGGAAAAUGUUUCCCCAAAGAUAAUUUAAUGUCGGAGGGAAAGUAUUUCUGUUAGCGAGUUAAGCUAACACCGGGAGCUAAUCUCUGAGGGUAUUUCAGUUUGUUUUCUUUCCUGAAUCUCUGAAGCGCAAAAACUAUGAAAACAUUCUUUACUAAUCUAGUUUGUAUUUUUACCACCAAGUCCAGACGCCACCAGAUACUCGGUCCAACAAACUCUGAGCUACAGAUCUGAUUCCCAAACAGUUAGUCAGUCAAGUUUUAAAAUGAAACCUGCUAAUUCUAGCCUAGUUAAGCUAAUAUUAGCCUAAAUAAGCGAAUGUUAGCCUAAAUAAGCUAUUGUUAGCUGGUCUGUUAUGCUAAAUCUGCCAAUUUUAGCCUAAAUAAGCUAGUGUUUGCUAGUCUAUUGCCCUGAUUAGGCUAAUGUUAGCCUUAAACGCAGCUAGUACUGGCUUAUAACAGGUAAAGUUAGCUGCUGCAUUAUCACCAGCUAAAGUUACCCCAAACUGGCUAAUGUUAGCUCUCAAAUAAAUCAGGCAAAUUCAAAAGCCAUCAGCUAAUCAGCUAAUGUUAGCUGGUCUGUUAGUCUAAAUAAGCUAAUGCUAGCCGUAAACAAAGCUAAUAUUUGCUUAAAACAGGUAACAUUAGCUGCUACAUUAUCACAAGCAAGCUAAUGUUAGCUCCUGUGAAUGUUAUGUGGGGAGCGAUGCUGCAACCGAUGCAGCUACACAGUUCACAAAUAAAUCAGUCAAAUUCAAAAAUGGAACCUUCUAAAUGUAUCCUUAGUAAGCUAAUGUUAGCCCAAAUCAGCUAAUGUUAGCUGGUCUGUUAUCCCAGAUAAGCUAAUAUUAGCCUAAAUCAGCUAAUGUUAGCUGAUCUGUUAUCCUAAAUAAGCUAAUGUUAGCUGGUCUGUUCUCCUAAAUCAGUUAAUGUUACCUGGGCUAUCUUACAUCAGCUAAUUUUAGCUGGUCUGUUAUUCUCAAUCAACUAAUUUUAGCAUAAAUAAGCUAAUGUUACCUGAUCAGUUAUCGUAAAUAAGCUAAUAUUAGCCUUAAACAAAGCUAAUACUGGCUUAUAACAGGUAACAUUAGCUGUUACAUUAUCACAAUUCAGCUAAUGUUAGCUGGGCUGCUAUCCUACAUCAGUUAAUGUUAGCUGGUCUGUUAUACUGAAUGAGCUAAUUUCAGCCUAAAUAAGCCAAUGUUAGCUGCACUAUUAUCCUAAAUCAGCGCUAGUUUUUUAUUAGCUAAUGUUAGCUGGUCUGUUCUCCUAAAUCAGUAAUGUUAGCCUUAAAGGAAGCUAAUACUGGCUUUAAACAGGUAGCAUUAGCUGCUGCAUUGUCACCAGCUAAAGUUAUCCCAAACCAGCUAAUGUAAGCUCUUGUGGUGGGAACGAUGCUACAACUGAUGCAGCUAUCACAGUUCACAUAUAAGCGAACGUUCGCUGUUGCAAUAGGCUAAACAAAGUUACAUUAGUUAGCCUAUAAUGCUAACGUUAGUCUCAACCAGCUAACAUGAGCUUAAACAUGCUAGCAUUAUAUUAAACCAGCUAAUGUUUGUCUAAACUAGCUAACAUUGUUAUGAAUGUGUUUAGGUUAAUUUAAUGAUACAACAGAUGCAGCUAUCACAGAUCACAAAUAAGCAAGUGUUAGCGGUUGCAAUAGGCUAAACAAAAUUACAUUAGUUAGCCUAGAUAUGCUAAUCUUAGCUUAAACUAGCUAACUUUAUCUGUUAUGCAACAGAUGUUGCUUUCACAAGUUCACAAACAAGCUAACUUUAGACUCUGUGUUAGCCUUAGCCGCUACAUCAAAAUCUAAAAUCCUUAGUUUCACAGGAAGAAUUCUUUAAAUGAUCCAGUUUUUGAUCCUGUGACGGAGAAAAGUUCCUGCAGCUCGAUGUGGAGACAAAAAAACCAAAAACCCAAAACUCCCAAAACGUAAAAAGAUGUUUAACUAGUUUUUCUGUUUCAUGAUCAUCAGAAUCAAAGAUGGUUGUCGUCUGAACAAAAACAAAAUGAGAUGUUAUUUUGCAUUUUCUGUUUUUGUAAAAAAAAAAAAAAAAAAAAAAAACAAGAAAAAUUCCUCCAGCUGACAGUUUGUCGGUUUGGAAAAAUUAGAUAAUAUUAAUAUAUGAGAUGUUUUAUUUAAAGAGAUUAAAAUCUGUUGGUUUCUCUGAAUGACGACGAAGAAACUGAGCAGGAAGUUUCAAUUUGAGUCAGAAAUAUUCAGACGACCAAAGACAUUUAAUUUAUUUCAUCUGGAAGCAGAGAACCAUCAGAAUAAGACAUUUGUUGUUUGUCUUGUUAUUUCCAUCUUAAUUUAAUUUCAUGAUACCUCAGUAUCUUCACUUUUUCCCAUAAGAUAAAUUACCAAAAUAAACAUUCAAACACAAUGAAAUAUUUAUGUUGUUAUCAAAAAUAGUUCCAACAGAAUAACUUGUCUUUUAGAUUCAACAUUAUUUGGAUUUUUUGAGUAUUUCUAAAAUCUCACGAAUGUUUUGAGGCAUAUUUGGAGAUAAAUGUCAAAUUAUUUCGCAAAUUUAAUAUUAUAAAGUUGAAAUACUAAGACUCUGCACACUGACAUGAUAAAUAAAGUAUCUCUUAUUUUGAAAAUAUCAGUAGAUUGAUCUCUGGAUAAUUACCUCUAGGAAGAACAGAUUUCUUCUUGUGAAGUCGAGAUUUUCUGUUGAGAAAUAUUUUUGCAAUUAUGUCAAAAUCUUGACAUAAAUUAGUUUUGAUGAAAACUCAAACAUCAGAAACAGUCAAUUUUUGUUUCCUACGAGAUAAAAAAAAUGGUGGCAGUGAAAGUAUUUCAUUAUCUCGAGAUAAGAGGAAGAAAUAUGAAAUGAUGUUAGAUUUUCAGAAUAUUUUUCCAGGUUUGAUGAAAUCACCAGUUAAUUCUUCUUUUUCCCAUCAAAGCAAAACUUUUAUCUUGAGAUCUCAGUUAAUUAUCUCAAAAUAACAUCUGAAUAAUUUUCUUUUUUCACAAAGAAACAAAAGUUAAAGCGUUUAUUUUAAUUUUUGUGUUUAAUGUUUUCCAAACAACAAAUUAAAUCAUGAAACUGAUCAGUAUUUCGAUAUAAAAUGUUGAAAUGUGACGUUUUGAGAAAAUAACUCGACAUAUUCAGGAAAUAUUUCAGUAUUUCCCUCACAGGUUAUUUACCUGACAAAAUCUAGUAGUUAAAUGAUCUUAUUUAAAAAGAGUAACAGAUUUAUUUCAUUAUCUCAAAAUUUCAGGAAGUUUACAUCCCUAAAAUAUUAGUUUUCUCAUAAAUACUGAGACUGUCUGCACACCGACAUGAUAAAUAAAAUAUCUUAUUUUGAAGAUAUCUGUAGAUUGAUAUCUGGAUAAUUAUCUCUUUAGAAAUAACAAAUUUCUUCUAGUGAAGUCGAGAUUUUCUGUUGAGAAAUAUUUUUACAUGUUAUUUAUGUCAAAAUCUCAACACAAAUUAGCUUUAAUGAAAACUCAAACAGUCAAAUGUUGUUUCCUACGAGAUAAAAAGGAAAUGUCAGAGACAGUGCAAGUAUUUCAUUAUCUCUAGAUAACAAGAAGAAAUCAUGAAAUGAUGAUGACAGAUUUAAAAACUAUUAAUUCCAGGUUUGAGGUAAAUACCAGUUAAUUUUUCUUUUUCCCAUCAAAGCAAAACUUUUAUCUCUUUAUCUUGAGAUCCCAGUUAAAUAUCUCAAAAUGACAUCUGAAUAAUGAUUUUUCACAAAGAAACCAAACUUAUAGAGUUUAUUCUAGUUAUACCGUUCUAACAGCAACAUUAAAUCAUGAUAACUGAUCUUUAUGUCGAGAUAAAAUGUUGAAAUGUGAUCUUGUGGGAGAGUAAGUCGACAUUGAUGAAAUAUUUCAGUAUUUCCAUCACAGGUUAUUUACCUGAAGAUAUCCAAUAGUUAAAUGAUCUCAUUUAAAACCAGAAACAGAUUUAUUUCUUAAUCUUGAAAUUUCAUGAAGUUUACAUCCCAGAAUUAUUAGUUUUCUCAUAAAAAUAUCAAUUUUUCUUUUUAUCUCGAGAAAACGAUCUUUUGUUUUCCUGCAGUAACAAGAUAAAGGACAUGAAUAAUUCUGAAUACAUGGGUUCUACCUUUUUAUGUUCCAGUUUUUACGUUUAGACGUUUUUUGGGUUCUUUAGUUUUUCUAACAUCUGAUGUCUUCAGUUUUAGUUUGUGUUUCUGGUUGGUCUGUAUUUCUGCUGACUCGUCGUAGCGCCACCUGCUGGCAAUUUGAAACCAAAUCCUGAAGGAACUAAACUAAAGCUCCUGGUUCUCUUCCAGCAGGUUUUAGUUCCUCGGGUUUUGGUUUCUUUUCGUCCGUUCUGGUUUUGGUUUGUUAGAAAUCUGAUCUGCAGGUUUCUCUUAUGUUUGCACUUGAUUGUUGAUUUCUAUCGAUGCCUCUGGUUUGUAAAUACUUCUUUUGGUAAAGUUUUCUAUAAACAAGGACGUGGACUCAA
Molecule: messenger RNA, 7985 nt
Organism: Amphiprion ocellaris (clown anemonefish)
Lineage: Eukaryota; Metazoa; Chordata; Actinopteri; Pomacentridae
Gene: slc35a2
Product: solute carrier family 35 member 2
Exons: 6
Coding region: 284-1405 (373 amino acids)
Biological process (GO): pyrimidine nucleotide-sugar transmembrane transport
Cellular component (GO): Golgi membrane
Molecular function (GO): UDP-galactose transmembrane transporter activity
Source: RefSeq, a predicted model, not a curated record